Molecule: messenger RNA, 3788 nt
Organism: Periophthalmus magnuspinnatus
Lineage: Eukaryota; Metazoa; Chordata; Actinopteri; Gobiiformes; Gobiidae
Product: class E basic helix-loop-helix protein 40-like
Exons: 5
Coding region: 269-1579 (436 amino acids)
Biological process (GO): circadian regulation of gene expression; regulation of transcription by RNA polymerase II; anterior/posterior pattern specification
Cellular component (GO): nucleus
Molecular function (GO): RNA polymerase II cis-regulatory region sequence-specific DNA binding; DNA-binding transcription factor activity, RNA polymerase II-specific; protein dimerization activity
Source: RefSeq, a predicted model, not a curated record
ACAGAGCUGGGUCAGACUGAGCAGAGCCGGAGAGGUGUAUUUCACUCGACGCUGCGCACGGUCUUCCCCUGCUCUCUCCAACACCGCGGCGCACGCUGCUAUCUGCACAAACAACCCACAUCUUAAACUCAUCUACAACAAGAAUGUCAGAUUUUUUGACAGCUGUUGGAUUUUUGUGCGCAUUUUAACCUGUUGUGAACUUUUUGAAUAGAUUUGGGAUUUUUUUCUUGCAAGUUUUCUCAGUGCGUAAUUGGACAUAGGAGGGAAAAUGGAUCGGAUCGUGAGCGCGCAGCCUCCUCCUCCACCACUCUCCAAACACCACUCGGAUAUAUCAGACGUGCAGGGGAUUGACUACCCCAUGUACGUCUAUAAACCAAGACGUGGCAUGAAAAGAGGCGAAGAAAGCAAGGACACGUAUAAGUUGCCGCACAGACUCAUCGAGAAAAAGAGACGUGACCGGAUCAACGAGUGCAUCGCGCAGCUCAAAGAUCUGCUGCCGGAGCAUCUCAAACUCACGACUUUGGGUCAUCUGGAGAAGGCCGUUGUGCUCGAGCUAACACUAAAACAUGUGAAGACGCUGUCGACUCUACUGGAGCAGCAGCAGCAGAAGAUUCUGGCGCUUCAAAAUGGACUACAAAUCGAUCAGCCCGUGGUCAACCAGGAGAAGUCGGAGGAGAUGUUUCGCUCUGGUUUCCACAUGUGUGCCAAAGAAGUGCUCCAGUUCAUCGCUAACCACGAACAAGACCACGAUUUCAGCUUGUCCCACGUCAUCACCCACCUCCACAAAGUCGCCUCCGAAGUCCUGCACCCGCCGCCCCGGCCGUGCACCCCGCCCACCCCUGAACCCCAAAACAUCCAGCCCUACCACCACCAGCACCCGUCCCACAACGAAAUCUCCCCAGAAGAGGUCCAAACGAGGCUCAGUCCCACCCCGAAACCCACCGCCAACGAAGGCUACGUCAAGAACUGCGUCUCCGUCAUCCAAAGAGCGUACGCCAGCCAGGGAGGGGAGCAGAGCGGCAGUGACACAGAUACCGACAGCGGAUACGGGGGCGAGCUGGAGAAGGGAGAGACCAGGGCCCAAGCGGGACGUCCCGAGUUCUACGCCUCUGAAAGUCAUCUCAAACGAGCCUUGAGCGACAGACCAAACUCGAUUAAGCUGGAAGAAGAGAUGCCUCGACACAAGCGACCACGAGCAGAAUCGUCCGAGGAUGACGUCUCCAGCGGCGAAUCGUCGUCGUCAUCGAGCGGCUAUGCUAGCUACUCGCCAACACACGCUCCACCUCCUCCACCUCAUCCGCUAUGCAUGCCAUUCUACCUCAUUCCACCCUCCGCAGCAGCGUACCUGCCCAUGCUGGAGAAAUGCUGGUACCCGGGGGCCAGUAUCCCGAUGUUGUACCCGGGAAUGGGGGGGUCGUCUCCGGCCGGCGAGCGCCCGGGUGCCCCCUCCCUGGUGCUGUCACCCAGAGGAGGCUCACCCGCCCCCGUUAUCUCCUCCUCCCACUCCCCCAUGGACUCACCCGCCCUCCUGCAAGCGCUCAAGCAAGUGCCACCCCUCAACCAGGAAACCAAAGAGUGAAGCCGAAACCAUUCACACAGACUAAAUAAACACAGUAUUAGUGGGAGGAGCUAGCGAAAACUGAGCCAUUUCACAUAAGCUUUGUAGGGAAUGUUGCUAACCUGGCCAGACAUUCGAAAUUUGAAUUUUGAUACAACUUUAACCAGCUUAAAACGGGUAGGACAGUACAUACAAAAUUAGCUACAAAAAUGCUACAAAUCUUUAUUAAGUGCCCCAAAAAGUCCACUCUAUUUUUAUUCCAUCCAUUGAUUUCAGAAUGAUGAAAACUGAGGACGGCGAUUAACAAUUAAGUUCAUUUAAAAUUAAACACUAUAUAUUUUAAAUGGUGAGUCAUGGGUUUCAUUUCCUGCUGUACACCGCCAUUUUGAGGAAGACCAGCCACUCAAAAGAUGUAAUUUUGUUUUGUUUUGAAAUGUUGUGGCUACGGUCGUAACUUUUCGUCGUUCUGAAGCUCAUGAAAAGACUGCGACCCAUAGCCUCGUAGCAUAGUGGGUUGCCAUAGUAAUUAACAAUUGAACACAGUAUAUUCCAUCGUUUUAAUUACUCAAUCAUCCUCACUAAACAACUUUGGAUAUAUGGAACCAAUCUGGCAACACACAAGGCGGUUUUUCGUGGACUAAUUUCAAAACUGACCAAAAUUAGCGUAGAAUUUCGAUGUUUUCUGGCCAGGUUCGCCCGUUUCUGUCGCCAAUUUACUUGCCGAAUGUUUCUUUAAUGUAUAUUACCGAGUUUGCGCGCCCUCCCCUCACUCGUGUUUGAAUGUAGAGAGACUUUUGAAGAUGCUGCUGAUAUCACCUGUUGCAGAAGACACUUUUGCACCACUUUUCUGCCCUCCAUCCCCCAUUUGCACCAAAUGUUAGCACCAAAAUGCCCGCCCGUCAUGUUUUUUGCACCAGGCACUGUCUCUAGCGCACUGUGUCGACGUGUGUACAGACCACCUGACCACCGUGAAUGCAAGUAUUCCUCAAACACAACAGCUCAUGUAACUAUUGUUCAUAUAUUGUGUAUAUCUCUAUUUUUGAUACCUGUGUUAGAGCUAAGAGCCGAGAGUGGAGACGAGCACACGACCAGUCAAACGUUUGGACACAUUUUUUUCAGUUUUUUUCUUUAUUUUUGUGACAUUGGAGAUUCUCACUGAAAGGAUCAAAACUAUGAACGAACAGUUCAUAGAAACAUCGUAAACUCAAAAUAACUCAAAAUGCGUUUGCUUUGAUAGUAGUUUGUGUUUUUGACAUGUUUUGAUCCUGACAAGACACAGCUGGAAGUCAAAAACAUUUCUUCUUAUGAAAAUGACAUAACUCCAUAUAUUUUGCUUCAUAUAUUUGAUGUUUUGAGUUUGUAUCAAAAAUGUAGAAAGUAGUGAACAUUGAACAUUGUGUCCAACAGUGGUGCUACUCAGUUUUGUUACUUAAAAUACUAAACAAACUACUAAAAAAUACUCAAGUAAAAGUAUCACAUGAAAAAAAUGAUUUAAGUAAAAAGUAUUUAAGCACCUGUUUAAAAAUGUGCUAUAAAGUAAAAGUAUUUUGCUUAGAUUUUGAGGUGUUACAAGGCUUCAGAUGUGAUGAUUUUGUUCAACAGAAACAAUUUAAUUAACAUAUUUUUUAGCUGGUUCAAAUUAUGAAUGUGUUCAAAAUAAACCCUCAGCCUUUUCAGCAGGUCAGUACUUUAUGACUUGUACUUCAUUACCUUCCACCACUGUUUGAAUCUGACAUGUAUAAAGUAGUAACACUGACAAAAAACACAACGUGUGUCCAAACAUGAGCCUGGCCGUGUGUGUUGUGUGUAUGUAUUGUGUGUGUAUGCUGGUGUGUAUACUGGUUGUAUACUAGUUGUAUACUGGUGUAUACCGGUGUGUAUACUAGUGUGUAUACAGGUUGUAUACUAGUUGUAUACUGGUGUAUGCCGGUGUGUUCCGGUGUGUAUACUGUAGCACUGUGCUGGCUUGGACCUGCGUUUCUCAAAUCAAACCCGGUGUUUGUUUGUUGCCUUGUGACUCUCUUUGUCCCUCUGUUUUACUGGACUCUGCAGUCGGAGGAGGAGAGAUCGUGAAUGUUUAAACUCAAGACUAGUUUUUAUAGAAAGAGGUACUUAAGAUUUUAUAUUUUGGGACCUACCUGAAAGAAGCUCGAUGUAAAUACUGUAUUUUGUCUAUAAAUGUUGAUAUACAAUAUAAGUGUAUUAUUAAAGUCAUAUUUUUCCCGUGGAA